Molecule: messenger RNA, 2373 nt
Organism: Rhincodon typus (whale shark)
Lineage: Eukaryota; Metazoa; Chordata; Chondrichthyes; Orectolobiformes; Rhincodontidae
Product: guanine nucleotide-binding protein subunit alpha-12-like
Exons: 3
Coding region: 252-866 (204 amino acids)
Biological process (GO): adenylate cyclase-modulating G protein-coupled receptor signaling pathway; Rho protein signal transduction
Cellular component (GO): heterotrimeric G-protein complex; brush border membrane
Molecular function (GO): guanyl nucleotide binding; GTPase activity; D5 dopamine receptor binding
Source: RefSeq, a predicted model, not a curated record
AACUGGAAGUUUAUGGAAAGGGCUGCAGGAAAUCCAUUUCUGGUAAUUUCUCUCCCUCGCCCUGUGUCUGUCUCUGGAAACUGGGGAGGGAAGAGUCUGGAUUGACAGCUAACAUCACCUCCCCCUCCAUCUCUCUCUCUCUCUCGCUCUCUUCCAAAUGUCAUUUCUCGACCGGUGACUCGCCUGGACACACAGAGAGAAAGGCGACAGACAAAAAAAGAGAGACAAAAAUCCUCUGGAGUUAAAGCGUGAUGGCUGGAUUGGAGGAAGUCUGGGCGAAUGGUUGCUUCCCCAGUUGCUUCGGAUCCCAAGACGAGCUGGAGAUGAGGAGGAGGAGCAAAGGGAUUGACCACAUGCUGGCCAAGGAGAGACCCUACCUAAGGAGGAUGGUCAAAAUCCUGCUCCUGGGGGCCGGGGAGAGCGGCAAAAGCACAUUCCUCAAGCAGAUGAGGAUCAUCCACGGCCAGGACUUUGACCUGAAAACCUUGGAAGAGUUCCGGGACACCAUCUAUGGGAACAUUAUCACGGGGAUGCGAGUGUUGGUGGAUGCCAGGGAGAAACUGGGACUGCCUUGGGCUAAUGGUGAUAAUGAGAAACACGGGCUCUUCCUGAUGAUCUUCGAGAACAAUUGCAUUGGAGUUGGUGAAACACACUUCCAAAGAGUUUUGCCAGCUAUCCAAGCUCUGUGGCAAGACCAGAGCAUCCAACAGGCCUAUGAGAGACGGAGUGAAUUUCAGCUGGUGAGCUCUUCGAGGCUUGAAAUCCCGGGAAUCCUAUGUUGGUUAGGAUUGGAAGGACUGUUCUGCAUUAAGAAUGGAACCUGCCAGGUCUGGAUUACUGAGAUAACAAGGUGCAGAGCUGGAUGAACACAGCAGGCCAAGCAGCAUCAGAGGAGCAGAAAGGCUGACGUUUCGGGCCUAGACCCUUCAUCAGAAAAUGAUGGAUUACUGGUCUGGAUUACUCAUGGAUAACUCAGCAGCAAAGCCUUUGCAACAGUUUAAUACGGCAAUAAAUGAAUCAUAACAAUCACAUUGCCAUUCAGACAUAUGAAUCAGGAACAUAUGUAGGCCAUUCGGUCCCUCUAGCCUGCUCUGCCAUUCAAUAAGAUCACGGCUGCAUUCCCCAGUCUCCCUUGAUAAUCAUUGACUGCCUUGUUACUUUGCAGUUCCCUAGGUAUUGUGUAUGUAGCUCUGCUGACUGUUCACACUGAGUGACAGGGCUUACAGAGAGUACUAUCAAGAAUAGUAAAAUGUAGGGUAUGCAGAUUGAUUUUAGUAGGAUAAUAGGUCGGCACAACAUCCUGGGCCGAAGGGCCUGUACUGUGCUGUGCUGUUCUAUGUUCUAUUUUUGGCUUUCAGUUCAGGCAGCAAACAUCACCAAAGACCCCUCCCACCCCGGUUAUAAUCUCUUGCAACCUCUUCCGUUGGGCAGAAGAUACAAAAGCUUAAAAGUAUGGACCAACAGAUUCAAGAACAGCUUCUUCCCCGCUGUUAUCAGACUGCUGUUUGGACCUCUCAAAUUUUAAAUUUAAUGUUAAUCUCGCCCUUUGUGCACCUUCUCUGCAGCUGUAACAUUAUAUUCCUUGCUCUGUUCUAUUACCCUAAUACACUUUGUAUGGUAUGAUUUGCCUGUACUGUAUGGAAAACAAGAGAUUUCACUGUACCUAGGUACAUGUGACAAUAAUACAUCAAGUCAAAUGGAGUAAAACUGUUCAGAGAUGUUAUUGACAUCUGGAGCAGAUGGGACUUGAAGCCAGAUCUUUUGGCAAUGCCCCUACAUUACCAAGCUCCCUGUCUUUAUACCCUGACAAGUAAGGUGAUGAAUAAAUUAACUGGUUAACAUAAACAACCAUCCCUUAAAGGGGCACUGACCCCAAAAUCCAGUCUUAAGAGGAAAGUUGCAAAACUGAAUUUUGGGUGGCAUGUUAAUGUGUUGUUAAUUUUAGUGGACUAGUCAGCAGGAAUCCCAGGAUUUGGGGACCCAUCGUGAGUUCCAUCGUGGGAGAUGGUGGAAUUUGAAUCCAGUAAAAUAUGGAUUUAAAAGCUAGUCUAAUGGCGACCGUGAAACUGUCGUUUGUUGUAAAAACCCACCCCAUUCGCUAACGUCGCUUCGGGAAGGAAAUCUGCCAUCCUUACCUGGUCUGGCCUACAUAUGACUCCAGACCCAUGGCAAUGUGGUUGACUAUGAACUGCCCUCUGAAUGGUUUAACCAGCCAUGAUGCUGAUCUUGCCAGCCAUGUCCACAUCCCCUUCAAGAAUGGAAAAUAAACUACCUGAGGAUGCUGAUCCAUUCCAGUCUGUGAAGUCUCUAUUUUGACAUGCUCACAGUACACAAUUAAAACAGCACUCUUCGCCCAUGUAUCUUAACAAUAUG